This is a messenger RNA of Paramuricea clavata, 6839 nucleotides long. The record is from the annotation of a GenBank genome assembly. Lineage: Eukaryota; Metazoa; Cnidaria; Anthozoa; Malacalcyonacea; Plexauridae.
GUACAACAUGGCGGACAAAACGUGAUAAUUUAUUAUUUUCAAGAGGUAAUUUGUGUAAAAUGGGUAAGAAAGGUAAAACUAGUGUUGGUAGGGCUGUAUUAAAACAUAGAAGUAAAGGAGGAAAUCUGGGAAAAGGCAAGGAAAGUUGGGUAUGUGUUACAAUUUACAAGUAAUUUACUCUAUAAAAAAAUAGAAUAUUAAUACAAAUCUACAGUAUUAAAUGGUAAAAGUGACGGUAAUGUCUUGAAUUAAUUGUUAUAAUGAUUUCUUAUCGUUUCUUUGAAAUGAGUUAAAAUUGAAGGUAAGGAUGAAAAUUUUGUUUUAAUACCAAUUCCCAAACAAGACAAGGGGUUCCCCUCCCCCACCUCCCUUAGGGACGGACCAUUAUUUUUUUGGAGGGGGGGGGGAUGGACAUUUCGUCAACGCAAACAAUUUUUUUUGGUGCUGUUGUCGUUGCAAACAAUUUUUUUGCGCCUGCUUCCUUCUGCAAACAAUUUUUUUGUCCAUCUGAUUGCUGUGGAUUACAUUAUAAAUUGAUAUAUAUAGUUUAAUUUGUGCCUGAUUACACUAUUGCAUGUGUAAUCAGGGCCGUAGGAAGCUCUUUUCGAUUGGGGGGGGGGCUGAAAGCGAGGACCGAAGAUCCGAGGAAAUUUUUAAAUUUAGAGUCUCUGAAAUGCCAUUUCCUGGACUUUGGGGAAGAUUUGACAGAAUUCUGAUGGUCAGAAAACAGCGAAAUUUACAAUUCUGUAGUACUAAACUUUAUAUUGGAUAAGUUGCAGGAAAGUAUGGGUAAUAUCUUCAUUCUUUGCAGUUUGUCAUGAAUUAAAUGAUAAACGUCUGCAUGAUUUUGAAAAAUGAAUAAUUAUUAGCAAAUUGUUGUGGGGUCUGCAGCCCCCCCCCCCGGUUGCUAUGGCGCUGGUGAUCGAACAACAUGUGGUGUUGUCAGAAGUAUAAAUUUAAUAUGUAAACAGACAUUUAAUAGUUUUUUUGGUAUACUGGUCUGGGCCUUUUUUAAAGAUUUUCCCGUGUGAGGGGGGGGGGACCUUUCUGUGAGAUAAUAUAUUAGAGGAGGAUAGGAAUGGCUGACAGCCACAGGGUCUGGGGGCAUAUUUCCCCAGAAAAUUUUUGAAAUUUGAAGCCCUGAAAUGCCAUUUCCUGCAUUCUGAGCAUUUAAAUUUGCUCUAAAAUUUAUGCUAAGUAUACUUGUAUUUGAAAUAAAAGAAGGAAAAAACGCACAAAAAAUAAAAAAUUAUUAACAAUAAUUUAUCAUCAUUACUUAGUGCCAGGUAGAAAAACGUAACAAUUUAAAUCGAUUUUGUUAAACAAGGAGAAAGGAUAAAGCCUAAAACUUACUUUUUGUUUAUCAAUUUGUUAUUUUUCGCUGGUUUGUUUGUGUAAAUUUAGGAAAAAGGGACUUUCCUGGGGGCACGAAAAAUGGAUGUGAGUGCUGAUGAUAAACUGGGAUAUUUUUUUCAUGGCCUUAAGCCCAUUCUCCACUAGGCGAAUUUGUUCGCACGAACAGUAAUAAAGUAGGAACUGAUCCAACAUUUUUGUGGCGAAUUGUUUUUGCUGACCAAUCACAUUGCCAAGAUUUGUUUUUCGCUUUGCGUCGCGCGAAAAAAUUUGCCUAGUGGAGAACUGGCUUUAGUGUGAAUUUUAUAAAUUUUGGGGUUCUGCAUAGAUCAGGCCAUAUAAAAUAAAUUCCUUGAUUCUCAUCGCUAAAUUUUAAAAACUCCCAGGAGGCGGGAGGUUUAUAUUUUAUAUUUUAUUUCAAAAUAUAAAAAAAAAGUUUAAAAUUUAAAAAAUUGGAGAGGGAGGUCUUUUUAUAUUUGCCCUUAAAUAUAUUAUAGAAGAACGCUGUAUAAGUGGAUAAUUGCACAUGUGCUAAUGAACAUGCAUAAGGGUCCACACAAAUCGUUGUAAUAAGGCUAUAAGCCCAUUUUUUCCUUCAGUAUUCCAAGCAUCCCUUAACAUGUUGCAAUAUUAACGGUAAAACAAUUUUAUAUCGCAAAAAUUCCAAUAUAAAAUAUAAAAAUAACUAAAUCUCUGAAGAUGCUCGGUCGGGCGGUAAAUUUAUAUUUUAUAACAAAAUACAAAAAUAUAUCAACGCGGAAACCAAAAUAUCGUCGGACGGUGAUGAGAAUCAAGGAAUUUAUUUUAUAUGGCCUCACAGUGUAGUUAUAAGAAACCACUGUUAAGCCCUGAGCAAACUAGGAAACAUUGUUGCGGAAACAUUGUUUCCUACCAAUGUUUCGCCAUGUUUCCCAGAGUGGGCAAACACUAGGAAACAUUAGUGAGAAACAUCAAAUGUUUCUGAAUUCGCUAGGAAACAUUUUUGCUUCCCAGGAAGCAAAUUUUGUUUCUGCAACAAUGUUUCCACGGGUGGGCAAACAUGGAAACAUCGAGAGUCACAAAUGUUUCCGCAACAAUGUUGACUAGUUUGCCCAGGGCUUUAUUGAUACUUGAAAAUUACUAGCCUGCAAAUUUCAAAACAUGUUGACAUUUGGAGUGUUCAAAGCCUUCCACUUCCAGCAGUUAUACUAGAUAGAUAGAUCGAUAAAAACUUUGAUAUUUGUGUGUGUUGGUGUUAUGUACUCAGGUGAAUAUGAUGUUUGUGAUGUUACUCUGAGUGUGCAUCCAGACCAGGCAAGCUGAAAAGUUUGCUUGGCCACGGUGGGAAUCGAACCCGCGACCUUUGGGAUACUAGCUAGUCCAAUGCUCUGCCAAUUGAGCUAUGUGGUCAAGUCGGUUCAAGUUGAUGAUAUUUCAUCAGUUCCUGAGUCUAGUUCCUUCAAUAUCAGUGUAUUCUAAGGAUAUGAUAUUUGUGUGUGUUGGUGUUAUUUAUACAUGCUCACUCUGUCAACGGCGUGAUACGCUAUAAUGAAGGACCUCCAAAUGUCAUUGUCUUUAGUAUCAAUCUAUUCCGGGCUAGUGUAAGUGUGUACAACAAUGUGUUCAUUUAUUUUUAUAGUUACAUACCAGUGAGCUAAAUGAUGGUGAAGAAUUAAAUACAAAGUCUGUGACAGAGCAAAGUACUUUGGAUGAGUUUCUGGCAACAGCCAAGUUGGCUGGCACAGAAUUUGUUGCAGGUAUAAUUGUGUUGAACCAUAUCUUUCAGAUGAGCAUGGAGCCACCUGUGGAACUGUCUAGAUAUAUACCAAUAUUUGUCCCUUAAUCUGACCCUGCUGUAUCAAACUAAUAGUUUCUUUCUUUAGAAAAGCUGAAUAUAAGUAUAUGCAAUGCAGAUCACAGUGGGGGUUUGCCGUCCAGGAAAGAAGAACAGCGAAUACAAGAAGUACAAGAUCAACACAGACAGUUCUUGCAGAUUCCAAGAAGGUACAUAGAUUAACCUAUUAAAGCACAAGACUCUCCAAUGAUGAGAGAAUUGUCUGGCAUUAGACAGAGUAAAAUAAUAAAGUAGGGGACAAUGCAACACAAUGGAUUAACUAGACACAUGGAUAGAUAGGCCAGUUAACCCACUAAGCACCAGCGCUCUCCCCUUGACAAGUAAAAUCGUCUGGUGUUAGACAGAGUAAAAUAAUAAAAUAGGGUGCAUCAGGGUACAUUUCCACUCAAUGGGUUAACCCAUUAAAGCACAAGACUCUCCCUUUGACAAGUAACAUCAUCUGGCAUUAGACAGAGUAAAAUAAUAAAGUAGGGCACAUUGGGGUUUAAUGGGUUAAGUAGACACAUAGACAGAUUGAGCACCAGUGCUCUCCCCUUGACUAGAAAAGUCAUCUGGUGUUAGACAGAGUAAAAUGGUAAAAUUGAAUGCAUUGGGGUGCAAUGUAACUUAAUGGGUUGAGUAUCUUUUUAGACCUAAAUGGGACGAAAGGACAACUCCUGAACAACUAGACCAACUGGAGAAAGACAAUUUCUUGGCGUGGAGAAGGUCCUUAGCUGAGUAUGUUCUGAUUUUUGAAUUAUUUUAUGAAUAAACUUGUUGUUAUAUAGAUAUAGAUAUUUCUAAGUGGUAACACACACAUGCCGUUUGUAGAUUGCAAGAAAAAGAUGAUCUAAUUCUUACACCUUUUGAAAGAAAUCUUGAAUUUUGGAGACAGCUGUGGAGAGUUAUUGAAAGAAGGUAUUGUUAUUUUCAUUAAAUAAGAAACAAACUUGUGUGUGGUAUUCAUGUAUUAUUUAAUUUAUACAGCGAUGUUGUGGUGCAAAUUGUUGAUGCCAGAAACCCAUCACUGUUUCGUUGUGAAGAUUUAGAAAGCUAUGUGACGGAAGUCAACAGUCAUAAAGUGAAUGUCUUGUUGAUUAAUAAAGCUGAUUUUCUUACCCAGAAACAAAGGUAUGCAACCUAUCACCUAAACAUACAAGGAUAUAGCAUAAGCUGUACCCAAAGCAACACCCAUUGGCCACACCCUGUUUUCUAAUUGUUCAGAAAAUUUACUUUAGAGAGACUUGGGCUACCUAUUUCAAGAAUAUCAAUGUAAAAGCUGUAUUUUGGUCAGCAGUUUUUGAGACAGAAAGACUAAAGCAAAUGGUAUGGUAUACAGUGUACUUUUUGUUACAGCAAAUGAGUAACACCAUAAUUGUAGCAUCUUUACAUGAUUGUGUUUUGUAUCAACAUAUACUGUAUUCAUAUGCCAUUUUCCAUUUUAGAAAGAGCUUGAAAAGAUUGAAACACUGCCAUCACAGCCUGAAGUUGUUGGAGAAACACCAGAGGCAGUUUUAACUGAUAGCCAUGUGACACAAUUUCUUAACUUGAAACAAGACCCAGACAGCACUGAAGUGAAUGGUCAGCCAUCAUCAACAGAUGACCAUGAACUAGAUUUUGAUGGUCAAAGAAGAAUUAGCAGUUCUGAAAGAGAUGGUAUCAAACAUGACUAUACAGAAUUAAGUAGCCCUAUGGAGAGUGAUACAAUGGAAAAUAAUAGUCCACACAGUGUUGACUCUAUGAGAAAUUGGUCUGCAGAAAGUGUCCCUAAGGAAAGUAGCGCUACAAAAUAUGACACUAUGAGAAGUAGCCUUAUGGAAAGUGACACUUUGGGUGAUGACCCUAGUGAAACCACCCAAAAUGACCCAAAAGGAAACGAAAAUGUUGAAAACAACACUAAAAAAGGUGACACAGGCGAUUGGGAAAUGCCUAGCAAUGCAAACUCAUUUAGAACAUCCAAUGACAACCAAAUGCAACAGAUUACAUCAUCCAAUAUUCCAAGUGAUGUCCCAAAAAUUGAUCAACUAAAUUUGUUACCUGGGGAUGUUAUAAGUCAAGAUUGUAGAGAGGGUAUAUCAGUUAAUGUAGAUUCUGGCUCUUCAGGUGGAGUAGUUGGUGGUAUAAGUGUUGAAAAAUCUUUACAUGAAACAUAUAAAAAUGAUGGUAUUAUUACUGACAUACUCUCAAACCUUGAUGCGUUGAGUGAUGUUAGAACUGGUGAAAAACCUGGAAAUGAUUCUAGUACUAAUGAUAUGGCUAUAGCUGGCAAGAAUGUUGAAUUUUACACAAGUGGUCAUUUAUUGACUGGUGAAGAGCUACUGGCAUAUUGUCAGUGGUUACACCGUCAGUAUGGUGGCCGUGUGGAGACUGGGAAGGAGGAUAAGGAACAACAAACUGUGAUUGGUUUGGUAAGCUGUCAAGCUCAAAUUGUCAAACUCUACGUUUCCCUGAAUGUUUUCCGUUUGCCAGUCCUUGGAAACAUUCUUACAGAAACAAAAUUUGAAAUUCAGAAAUAUAUUUUCUUUUGGAGAUUUUCAUGCAUCUUUGCUCAAAUUUAUAGGUUGGAUACCCGAAUGUUGGCAAGAGUUCCACCAUCAACGCGAUCUUACAAGCCAAGAAAGUUCCUGUAUCAUCUACACCUGGACGAACAAAACAUUUUCAGGUACAAUAUUUAGAGAAACAUAAGACUAAAAAAGUUAAGAUUGUGCGAUGAGUACUUACCGUCCAUACUGGUUAGUUUCAGUCAGGGCAUUAAGUGGUAUUAAACUACAUCUUCCAUUUAUAUUUAUUUGCCACCAGACUACUACAAAACUACUACAUACACUGAAAAGAAUUAACAUUAUUUUCUCACUCUGAUAACUGCUAGUUGACCAGCAUAUCCAUACAUGGGCACGGCACGCCAUUUUCAAGUCGUCUUUGACAUCGUCGAUCUAAAUUUGUCAUUGGACAGAUUUAGAUCGCAGACGUCAAAGACGACGUGAAAAUGGCGUGUUGUGCCCAUGUAUGGAUAUGCCACGCCAUUUUCACUCGUCGUCUUUGACGUCCUCGAUCUAAAUCUGUCUAUAAAUGACGAGUUUCCUACAUAGAUAUCUUAUAUACACUAGAUAGCGCAUCUCUUUUAGUAAAUUGAAGCCAAGAAUAUUCCAGUGGUUACCUCCAUGGCCCCAUUUGAAUAGAUGGCGGCCAUGUUGGAGUUUCCCACUCGCUAAUAAACGCUUAAAAACAACAGUAACUUUCAUCAUUUGAAUAGUUUAGAAAUGCAUUUGGAAUAGGGUUAACUUAAUGUUUAAGUUCCCUGUUUAAGAAAUAGAAAACAUACGAAUCUUCUCAUUUCAUGGGAACGACCUGAGACUGCAAUCAUGGCUUCAAUUUUUGAAUUGCAGAAUAAUUAGAUGCACUAUCUAGUGUAUAUAAGAUAUCUAUGGUUUCCUAAUACUUCUAGACUCUUCUCGUGGACAAAGCAAUCUGUCUCUGUGAUUGUCCUGGCUUGGUCUUUCCAUCAUUUGUAUCAACAAAAGCAGAAAUGGUGAUCAGCGGUAUUUUACCAAUAGAUCAGCUCAGAGAUCACGUGCCUCCUGUGGCACUCAUAUCCUUUUAUGAAGCUGUCUUCCCAGACGACAUUGAGGCAGAGGUCCUUCCUUCAUCUCUCAAGGAUUUUAUUGUGUUGAUUUGA